Acaromyces ingoldii is the source of this 1955-nucleotide messenger RNA. RefSeq lists its product as hypothetical. The record is from RefSeq and is a predicted model, not a curated record. Bases 44 to 1900 code for a protein of 618 amino acids. NCBI's taxonomy places the organism in Eukaryota, Fungi, Basidiomycota, Exobasidiomycetes, Exobasidiales, Cryptobasidiaceae. The transcript is spliced from 4 exons.
CCUUCAGGUUUCACUUGAGCCAGCUAAGAGGCGAGUCGAGCGCAUGGUUCACCUCCGACGCUCGGAGUCGGUGCCAUCGGUCAUCAAGGAUCCUUACUACCGGCUCAAGGCCAGGGGAAGGCGUGCAGGGUUCAAUAAUGAAGCGAAGCUCAGCGGCCAAUUCAUCCCUCAAGUUCCCAGAAAGAACGCAUACACGGACCCGGAACGUGAACUCCACUGCCAGAUCGGCCAGACAAGGUAUGCGAGCCGAUACUUUGGCGCUUCUCUCUCCAAGACGCUCGACAGGACCUAUGAAGCCGUCAGCUUCAUCAAGAAAAGGGCGUGCAAACGCGAAACGGCCCAAGAAAAUCCCUUCUUUUCGCCUUCUCCGGUAGUGGUUUCGCUCACAGAGCUGGAGAAGCACCGCUCUUCGCCAGUAUUAGACAUCCACAGCCACACUACGACAUGCAAGCAGAUGGCACUCAACGCGUUGUCACAGGCAGCAGAACAAGAGACCCUGGAAGGUCCCAAGAAUGGACUGGACGAGGGCCGAGGACAGGAGCUUGUUCCUGAGGCUGAGAUCCGAGAGAUUGUCAAAGAAGACUUCCGGGCGAGGCAACAACUAAGUAUUCGAAGCCAUUCGAUCCAAGGCAGCCAAUCCCCUCUGGAACAUCCGCUGAGAAAAGAAGAGACGUAUGUCGAUCCCUUCUCGCUCGAGAAGGAGCGCGCCCGUAGGAUUGAACGGGACAAUGCAAACCUCAAGCAGCGCAGGGAUCUUUCGCGCGAGAGGCGUCGCCGUUACGCUGAGCAGCGGGGCGAGCCUUUCUUCUCGAGCGAUCAAGACAUUUUUGAACAGCUCAAGAAGAGAGAGUCCGAGAGGGAGCGAGAUGCGCAGCAGCACAUGCGCGAUCUUCACGAUCUCGCAAAGUCAGAAAACGACCCCAACGUCAGCCGUCGAGCGUACGAGGCAUUACAAAAGCUGUCCAGUCCCGGAAAAAGCUCCAUUCUGGACCCCACCCAGCCACAUCGACGUAGAAGGGAAAAGAGGAAGUCCUCUGCCAUCGAAGACUACCAAGAGAAAAGCGGCCAGUGCUCAACUUUCGGAGUGUCUCCUCAAUCACAACUUUUCCCUUACGAAAACGAUAGCGAGACUUUGGAAGGCUUCCAGUUUUACCCAACCUGGAUGCACGAGGAACAUCCAGUCGUAGAGCCGGUAGGAUACCGCAACGAGAACGAUGUCCUUCAGCAGAAUGAGGGCUUUAUGACGAGCGCGAUCGAUGACCUCUUAAAUCAGAGUAAAGAGCAUGGAAACAAUGACCUAGACCGGGCUCUCCUUGAUGGAGAUGGUCCACCUGCUUUUGAGAAGACAGGAGGAGACGAGGUGUCUGGGACAGAAGAAGGGUCUUUACAGACCGUCACCCAUUCACGAGACGAUCGCCAAGCCGCCAUCGAUUUACCGACAAUCUCGGAUACACACCCCGAGCGUACAGAAGAAGCUCUUGGGAUUGAAGCAGAUCAAGGAUCAAAGGAAUCGACUAUCGAUCUAGCAAACGAUGAAGACGAUUUCGAGGAAGAGUUUCCAGAGGAAAUGAGGCGCAAGGUGGACGCCGAGCUUGCAGAGAAGAGACGCAUUCACGCCUUGCAGCUGGAACCGCGGUCAGGCCUGACGCAUGAAGCUGAACAGCCAUUGGAGAGGUUCGCCGCGGUUGCGACUAAAACACAGACUGGCGAAGCGAUUAUUGCAGACAUGAUGGAGGUCGACGAGUGUCAGUCCGAAUUGACUUCGACGGUGGCAGAGGAGGAAGCGCAGAAGGGGCAUGCUCCGAGGCCAGAGGACUUCGACCACAAAAAGUCCUCGGCUGAUGAGCAAACUCUGGUGAGCACUCACGAGAGAGUCGCAACUGGAAACGGCAAGGUCUAAUCAAGUGGUUCGUCAGCAACAGAUGGAGCAUCUGUAUCUUGCACAUAGUCCAGAC